This is a messenger RNA of Pelagomonas calceolata, 1833 nucleotides long. NCBI's taxonomy places the organism in Eukaryota, Pelagophyceae, Pelagomonadales, Pelagomonadaceae. The record is from the annotation of a GenBank genome assembly.
GUGCUACUCGCAGUGUCAAAGUGACAGCGACCCGCCGACACCGUAAGCUGCCUCAAACCCCACGCGCGGCCCCUUUCCUCGACCCCCGCCAUCCAUUAAACCCACCGCCGCGCCCCCCGCAGCGUCGCGGGCUGCCCCCAGCAAAGUGCAACAGCAGCGGCGGAGCGGCAAUCUCGAGGUGCAACUUCGCGGACCAUCUCACAGUUUCGACUCAACCGAGACCAUCCACCAUGGUGCUGACGGACGACGAGGAGGCCGCCAUCAAGGCCGCCGUGCUCGGCGGCAGCGCCGACAUCGACGUGCACUGGAUCUUGUACUGCGGCACGCUCGUCUUCCUCAUGCAGACGGGCUUCGCCAUGUUGUGUGCGGGCUCGAUCCGGGCGAAGAACGCCCAGAACAUCCUGCUGAAGAAUUUGUUGGAUGCUUGCGUGGGCGCGAUAUGGUUCUGGGCCACGGGCUACGCGUUCGCCUACGGGCAGUCGGGGAGCGACAAGAACUGGUUCAUCGGGAACAACUACUUCUUCUUGUCGAAGGGCUACGAGGGCGGCGACGGCUACCACAACUGGUUCUUCCAGUUCGCCUUUGCUGCUACCGCGGCGACGAUCGUGAGCGGUGCGGUCGCGGAGCGGUGCUCCAUGACGGCGUAUGCGGCGUACAGCGCCUUCCUGACGGGCUUCGUGUACCCGGUGGUGGUGCACUGGGUCUGGAGCGGCACGGGCUGGCUGAGCGCCUGGAAGGCGACGGGCAACCGGGCGGCGUGGCUGAACGUCGGUGUGGUGGACUUCGCGGGCUGCGGCGUCGUGCACAUGGUCGGCGGCGCGGCGGCGGGCAUCGGGGCGGCGGUGCUCGGGCCGCGCAUCGGGCGCUUCGCGGGCGAGAACCCGGGGCCCAUCAAGGGCCACUCCAUGCCGUUGGUUGUGCUGGGCACCUUCUUCCUCUGGGUCGGCUGGUACGGCUUCAAUCCUGGUAGCACCUUAUACAUUGGUGGCGUGUCGACGGUCGCGUCUCGAGUUGCCGUAACGACAACUCUAGCAGCCGCGUCGGGCGGCGUCGCGAACCUAUUCAUCCACUACAAACUCUCCCAGACUUAUGACGUGGCCGAGAUGUGCAACGGUAUCCUCGCGGGGCUCGUGUCGAUCACGUCGGCGUGCCCCGUGGUCGAGCCCUGGGCUGCUGUCGUCAUUGGCCCGAUCGGGGCCGUCUUCUACACGCUCGGUGCCAAGCUUUUAGUUAAGUUAGAAAUCGACGACGCCGUCAACGCGACGCCGGUGCACUACUUCGCGGGCUGCUGGGGACUACUAGCGCCGGCGUUGUUCGCUAGAAAGGAGCACAUGCGCGAGGCCUACGGCAACGCCGACGUCGGGGGCCUCUUCUACACGGGCCAGGGCAACAUGCUGGCCUGCAACUUCGUCGCCCUCAUAGCUAUUACGAUUUGGGUCGGCGCGCUCAUGACGCCCUUCUUCAUCCUCCUGAAGAAGGCCGGCUGGUUCCGCGUGCCCGAGAACAUCGAGAUCGAGGGCCUGGACGACUCGAAGCACGGCGGCUCGGCCUACGGCAUCGAGCUCGCGGCCGCCGACGUGCGCAAGGCCGCCGAGCGGGUCUGAGGCACUCGUGUCUCUCCCGCCAAUGUCCAUACGCCCGGCCUGCCGUCACAGACUGGCAGCGCUCAUUCCACUUCCCGGGGCACGCCCGUGUCCGCGGACAGUCCAAGUCGCCAUCGCUCUCCCAGGGCCAGCCCAUGAUUGUACACACCCCCGUCCGCACCCAUCUUACCGAGAUCGGUGCCCCGCCCUCCUCCCUCCCCGCUAUCUCGCAUAACGGGUGCCUGCUUGA